GACCUGAAGUUGUGCUAAGCGGGUAAAUAAUAGUGUUUGUUUGGCACUGCGUUAGAGAACUAGACUCUUCUGUGUGUGUAUAUCUGCUUAUCUCGCGCUUUAUAUCCCUUUGUUUACGUGCCGCUCCAAAGUAGCAGUAACACAUGGGCCAGAGCAAAGUGCACGACUACCAACACCCGCAGUUCCAAUUCUGAUUCCAAGUAGUUGAGCUUCUUCAGGCGAACAUUCCUUAGAACCCGUAAAAUGGCCCAAAGUGCAUCUGUGACCCAGGCCAUUGGUGGCUACAUUUUCGGCAUUCUGCAGGCCUGCAUUCGAUUUGUUUUCCGACUGAUUUAUGGCCAAAAGGGCGAGAGUGUUCCCCCGAUCACAGAUGCCAUUCUGCUGGAGUCGGCCACAUCGUUGGCGAGGAAAAUUCGCAGCCAGGAGCUAAGCAGCGUUCAGGUCCUGGAGUCCUUUAUUCGACGCAUCAAGGAGGUGAACCCCAUUCUAAAUUGUGUCGUGGAUGAGCGCUACGACCAAGCUCUCAAGGAAGCAGCCGAAGCUGAUGCCCUAGUCAAGUCUGGCCAAUACAGCGCAGAGGAGCUGGCAAAGCAGAAGCCUUUCCUGGGCGUGCCCAUCACCACCAAGGAUUGCAUAUCCGUCAAGGGCAUGCUUCACACAGCUGGACUUUUCGAACGUCGAGAUGUACGAGCUGCGCGGGAUGCGGACGCCAUAGCCUUGAUGCGCAAGGCAGGGGCCAUUCCCAUCGCCCUCACAAAUGUUUCCGAGGUGUGCAUGUGGUGGGAAAGCAACAAUACGGUGCACGGCAGGACAAGAAAUGCCUACGACACGAACCGCAUUGUGGGCGGGUCCAGCGGUGGGGAGGGCUGUAUACAGUCGGCGGCUGCCUCUGCCUGUGGCUUAGGCUCCGACAUCGGCGGCUCCAUUCGCAUGCCAGCCUUUUUCAAUGGCAUCUUUGGCCACAAGCCCAGCAAGCUGGUCGUCUCCAAUGUGGGCCAGUUCCCAGCGCCAUUCAGUGCAGAGCAGAACUCCUUUCUCGGCCUGGGACCCAUGUCACGAUUUGCCGAGGACUUACGACCCAUGCUAAAGAUUAUGGCGGGCGAGAAGGCUGCCCUGCUUAAUCUGGACGAAAUUGUGGACCUAACCAAAAUGAAGUUCUUUUACCAGGAGUCCGAUGGCGGCGGUCGCUUGGUUUCCGCCGUUGAUCCUGACUUGAGAGAGGCCAUGAACCGCGUGGCGCAGCAUUUAAGGGAAAAGUUCGGCAAUCAAAAAGUAGAGCGUAUCCAGCUGCCCCACUUCCGUCAGUCGGCGGCUAUCUGGUUCGCUAAUAUGCGCGACGACAGUGGCCAUGGAUUCGCGUACCAGCUAGGUAACCUGAAUCAUGACAUCAACACGUACCUGGAGCUCUUCAAAUGGUUCUUCGGUGCCUCCAAGCACACGUUCAUUGGCCUGUCAACCGCAAUCAUGGAUAGUGCGCAGUGCAAGCAUGGAUCCCCAAAGUACGAUCACCUGGUGCGCAAGCGAAAUGAGCUGAGGGCAGAGCUGCAAAGCCUGCUGGGCGAUAACGGAGUGCUCAUCUACCCUACGCAUCCCACGGUGGCUCCAUAUCACAAUGAGCCCAUCACACGACCUAUUAACUUUGCCUACACUGGUAUUGUCAAUGUGCUGGGCUUCCCGGCCACCGCUGUGCCGCUGGGCAAACUGGGCAGCGAGGGUCUGCCGCUGGGCGUCCAGAUCAUCGCCAACUUCAACCAGGAUCGUCUUUGUUUGGCCGUUGCCGAGGAAUUGGAGCGUGCCUUUGGUGGAUGGGCCAAGCCCGAAGUUCGGCUCUAGGACAAGUCUCAACUUAUUGCAUACCUGAAAGUAUGCAGCUUAGCUAACUUUUAGAUAGUAGUGGUCAGGUGAACCUCCUGUACUCUCCACCCUAUACUAACUCCCCACCCACCCGAGCAUUCGCCUGGCGAUGAAAGGUAUUCCUUGUGUACUCCAGUGCCUCAUUGUAAUAUCAAUUUUCGAUGUGGAUUUAUCUAUUUUGUAUGUGUUUUUAAACGUAAUCUAAUCAACGAUCCGUGCGGAUCCGUUCCCGUUUUGCAUUUAUAAUAAAUAAUUGCAACCGAA
Molecule: messenger RNA, 2118 nt
Organism: Drosophila santomea
Lineage: Eukaryota; Metazoa; Arthropoda; Insecta; Diptera; Drosophilidae
Product: fatty-acid amide hydrolase 2-A
Exons: 5
Coding region: 244-1833 (529 amino acids)
Source: RefSeq, a predicted model, not a curated record